This is a messenger RNA of Nerophis lumbriciformis (worm pipefish), 2615 nucleotides long. RefSeq names its product STT3 oligosaccharyltransferase complex catalytic subunit A (gene stt3a). Gene Ontology annotation, biological process: post-translational protein modification. Gene Ontology annotation, molecular function: dolichyl-diphosphooligosaccharide-protein glycotransferase activity. The record is from RefSeq and is a predicted model, not a curated record. NCBI's taxonomy places the organism in Eukaryota, Metazoa, Chordata, Actinopteri, Syngnathiformes, Syngnathidae. Gene Ontology annotation, cellular component: membrane.
GACAGCUUGAAAAGCCAAUCAGAGCCUUUUAUGAUCAUGGUUGACUGACGCUCAACCAAUAGGGAGGGUACAGAGGAUUCGUUGGGCGGGAACUGUGUGGGUUCGGUUGUGUCCAACGCCUAUGAUUCACGGGAGCCGAGCUGGGCAGUUAAGGUGAGCCAUCAAAAAUGACCAAAAUGGGCUUCCUGCGUUUGUCCUAUGAGAAGCAGGACACCCUGCUCAAGCUGCUCAUCCUUUCUAUGGCUGCUGUCCUAUCAUUCUCCACUAGACUAUUUUCCGUCUUGAGGUUUGAAAGUGUCAUCCAUGAAUUUGAUCCGUACUUCAACUACCGUACGACCCGGUUUCUGGCAGAAGAAGGAUUUUAUAACUUCCAUAACUGGUUUGACGACAGAGCAUGGUAUCCACUUGGUAGGAUCAUCGGUGGCACCAUUUAUCCAGGACUGAUGAUCACCUCAGCUGCCCUGUACCACACCUUGCAUUUUUUCCACAUCACCAUCGACAUCCGCAAUGUCUGCGUGUUUCUUGCUCCCUUGUUCUCCUCCUUCACCGCCAUCGUCACCUAUCACUUCACCAAGGAGCUGAAGGAUGCGGGUGCUGGGCUUCUGGCUGCAGCCAUGAUCGCUGUGGUGCCUGGUUAUAUCUCUCGUUCUGUUGCUGGCUCCUAUGAUAAUGAAGGUAUUGCCAUCUUCUGUAUGCUGUUGACUUACUACAUGUGGAUCAAGGCCGUUAAGUCAGGAUCUGUGUACUGGUCCUCGAUGUGCGCUCUUGCCUACUUCUACAUGGUUUCUUCCUGGGGUGGGUACGUGUUCCUGAUCAACCUGAUCCCUCUUCACGUCCUGGUUCUGAUGCUCACAGGAAGGUUUUCUCACCGCAUCUAUGUGGCUUACUGCACCGUGUACUGCCUGGGCACCAUCCUGUCCAUGCAGAUCUCCUUUGUUGGUUUCCAGCCGGUGCAGUCAUCUGAGCACAUGGCGGCCUUCGGUGUGUUCGGCUUGUGCCAAAUUCACGCCUUUGUAGACUACCUUCGCAGCAAGCUCAACGCUCAGCAAUUUGAGGUGCUGUUUAAGAGCGUCAUCUCCCUGGUGGGCUUCUUCCUGCUGUCCGUGGGCACAGUUCUCAUGCUGACAGGAAAGAUCUCUCCAUGGACUGGUCGUUUCUACUCCCUGCUGGACCCUUCGUAUGCCAAGAACAACAUCCCCAUCAUUGCCUCUGUCUCUGAGCACCAGCCCACAACAUGGUCCUCCUAUUACUUUGACCUGCAGCUGCUGGUCUUUAUGUACCCAGUUGGUCUUUACUACUGUUUCAACAACUUGUCAGAUGCAAGGAUUUUCAUCAUCAUGUAUGGUGUGACCAGCAUGUACUUCUCAGCUGUCAUGGUUCGUUUGAUGUUGGUGUUGGCGCCUGUGAUGUGUAUCCUGUCUGGCAUCGGUGUGUCCCAGGUACUCACCACCUACAUGAAGAAUUUGGAUGUCAGCCGGCCAGACAAAAAGAGCAAAAAGCAGCAGGACUCCACCUACCCCAUCAAAAAUGAAGUUGCCUCUGGAAUGAUUCUGGUCAUGUCCUUCUUCCUCAUCACAUACACCUUCCACUCUACCUGGGUGACAAGCGAAGCCUACUCUUCUCCCUCAAUUGUCCUGUCUGCACGUGGAGGCGAUGGCAGUCGCAUCAUUUUUGAUGACUUCAGGGAGGCCUACUACUGGCUUCGUCACAACACUCCUGAGGAUUCCAAGGUUAUGUCAUGGUGGGAUUAUGGCUACCAGAUAACAGCCAUGGCUAAUCGAACCAUUCUAGUGGACAACAACACGUGGAAUAACACGCACAUCUCGAGAGUUGGACAGGCUAUGGCAUCCACAGAAGAGCGUGCCUAUGAGAUUAUGAGGGAGCUGGAUGUUAGUUAUGUUCUGGUCAUCUUUGGAGGACUUACAGGCUAUUCCUCAGAUGAUAUAAACAAGUUCCUGUGGAUGGUCCGCAUCGGGGGGAGCACAGACACGGGGAAGCACAUCAAGGAGCACGACUACUAUACGCCCACGGGAGAGUUCCGAGUGGAUCGCGAAGGCUCUCCUGUGCUGCUCAACUGCCUCAUGUACAAGAUGUGCUACUAUCGCUUUGGCCAAGUGUACACUGAAGCCAAGCGCCCGCCAGGUUAUGACAGAGUCAGGAAUGCUGAGAUUGGCAACAAAGAUUUUGAGCUGGAUGUGCUGGAAGAGGCCUACACGACAGAGCACUGGCUAGUUAGGAUAUACAAGGUUAAAGAUUUGGACAACCGAGGCCUUUCAAGAACAUAAGAUGAGAUAAAAGAAAUAUCCUGUGAGCGCACAGCACUGAACACCUUCCCACUGUGAUCAGCAGACCAGCUGGUCAACAAUACUUUUAUACUUUUUUGUUGACGGGAAGAAAUUUGCAAAGAGAUUCUUUUUUUUUUUGUGGGUGUGAAUCAGUUUUUUAUAGUUAUAAUGAAAUGUCUCGUAUGGAAUCCAAGGGGAGCAGGUUUCACUUGAAACAUCCUGACGUCAUGAAGCCUAAUUUGACAAAAGUGGCCAAAGGCAGCAGUGCUCAAUGGAGCACCUUUUUGAUUGGUACAGUGUGGUCAAAUAAAACUGGAUCAUCAAUGGGAA